Messenger RNA from Phacochoerus africanus (Common warthog), 945 nucleotides. Its product is annotated as olfactory receptor 52B4-like. NCBI's taxonomy places the organism in Eukaryota, Metazoa, Chordata, Mammalia, Artiodactyla, Suidae. Gene Ontology annotation, biological process: G protein-coupled receptor signaling pathway. Gene Ontology annotation, cellular component: membrane. Bases 1 to 945 code for a protein of 314 amino acids. The record is from RefSeq and is a predicted model, not a curated record. Gene Ontology annotation, molecular function: G protein-coupled receptor activity; olfactory receptor activity. The transcript has a single exon.
AUGUCUAGCUUCAACCACACUGGUGUUAGCCACGUAGCCUUCUACCUGCUGGGCAUUCCAGGCCGAGAAGACCUGCACGUGUGGAUUUCCAUCCCCUUCUUCAUCUCCUAUGUCUCUGCCCUCCUUGGAAAUGGUCUGCUCAUCGUCCUCAUCCUCAUCAAGAGCAGUCUCCAUGAACCCAUGUAUCUUUUCCUCUGUAUGCUGGCUGCCGUUGACAUGGUCUUUGCCACAACCACAGAACCCAAGGCAUUGGCCAUUUUCUGGUGCAAGAGCAGGGAAAUCUCUCUUAAUGGCUGCAUUGCCCAGCUCUACUUCCAGCACUCCUCCUUUAUUUCUGAGUCAGGCGUCUUGCUGGUUAUGGCAUUUGACCGCUAUGUUGCAAUAUGUUACCCGUUGAGGUACUCUAUGAUACUCACCCACUCUCUGAUAGGGAAAAUUGGUGUGGCUGUUUUCUUGAGAGCACAUUGCACAAUUUUCCCCAUGAUAUUUCUUCUGAAGAGGCUGACUUUUUGCAGAAAUAACGUCCUCCCACAUACAUUCUGUGAACACAUUGGCUUGGCCAAGUUUGCCUGUGAUGACAUUCGAGUAAACGUCUGGUAUGGAUUUUUUGUCUUGACGUCAACCGUGAUCCUAGAUAUUAUCCUCAUUUUUGUUUCCUAUGGUCUGAUUCUCCGUGCUGUCUUCCACAUCCCUUCCCAAGAAGCCCGCCACAAAACUCUCAACACGUGUGUCUCCCACGUCUGCGUCAUCAUCCUUUUUUAUGGGCCUGGGAUCUUCUCGGUCCUCACUCAGCGCUUUGGACGCCACAUUCCACUACACGUCCAUAUCCUGCUGGCCAACGUCAGCAUGCUUGCUCCACCUAUGCUGAAUCCCAUCAUUUAUGGGGUCAAGACGAAACAGAUACGAGACCAAGUAGUUUACAUGUUGUUUAAAAAGCAGAAAUGA